This is a messenger RNA of Fundulus heteroclitus (mummichog), 1804 nucleotides long. RefSeq names its product protein FAM181B. The record is from RefSeq and is a predicted model, not a curated record. NCBI's taxonomy places the organism in Eukaryota, Metazoa, Chordata, Actinopteri, Cyprinodontiformes, Fundulidae.
AUGAAUACUGCUCUUCACCAAAGACUUUUUGACCUUAAGCUCAAGCACACUUGGGUGGUUGGACACAAGCAAAGAGUUAAGUCCUCCGUGCCUUUGCUCCUCCUCUUUGAUGUUCUGACAUCAUCAGCCCUGCCCCCUGAAAGAUCCCCUUCCUCAUCCCCAGAGCCCGUCACUCCCAAUCUGGAUUGUUUAUGGAAACUUCAUGAGCGGCAUCAGGAGCAGGUGUUUAUCUGUGGAAGAAAGUCAUGCUCUGAAGAAACUCUCAGCUCAAGGAUCACAGUGGAUGCCACAGGUGUCGCCGCCGGGCUCGACAGAGUUAUGGCGGUUCAAACUGCAAUCAUGAACCCGCAGUUCAUGAGCUUCUGCUUCCCCGAUUCUGUGAUGGAGUACGACGUGGAAAAGAGUCUGGAUGGUAGUCUGCUGUGCGAGGCGGAGAACGACGAAGACUUCAAAGAGACCACGAGGGACUUGCUGAGCUUCAUAGACUCGGCCUCCAGCAAUAUCAAGCUGGCUCUGGACAAGCCGGUGAAAUCCAAAAGGAAAGUCAACCACCGGAAGUAUCUGCAGAAGCAGAUCAAACGCUGCACCGGCAUUAUAACACCAGGAAACACAUCAGAGGCCCCGGUGAAAAGACAGAGUUCCCCGGUGAGCCAGCAGGGCCCUUUGCAGAGCAAAAAUCUACAGAAACGAGAGGGGGGCCAGGCCAACCUACAGAGCAAGAGCCUGGCUGCCCUCUUCAGCCCUGUGAAGGAAAUAAGGGGGGAGAAAGCAAAGAAGCCCCCCCUGAGGCACCGUAAUCUGCCCCCGUCUUUCUUCACCGAGCCUGCCAACUGCUCCAGGGUCAGCUCCACAUCCGGGAUGACGCUGAAGGACCUGGAGCGGGGCAACCCCGAGGCCGCGGAGUUCUUUGAGCUCCUGGGGCCCGACUACAGCAACAUGGUGACUGAGCAGGACGUUUAUCAGGGCGUGUCUCCGAGGGUGCAACCAGAUCUGGGAGGCCUGGACUCCACGUCCUAUGACCAUUUAGUCAGUGGUCUCCUCUACCCUGAGCCCUGGACUAACUGCUUAGGACCCUGUAAAAAACCAGGCGAUGGCCUGCGGACGGGUCCACCACAGCCUCCGGUGUAUGGCCAGGCUGAGGACCCUUCUGUGUCCUUAGAUGACAGUGGACUUUGCACUUUGGCCUUCCCAAACUUCUUCCCAGACUGCUCCAUACCUCAGGCUGCCUAUGAUUUAAACGGCGGAUACAACAAAACAAGUUAUUCAUGUCUAUGAGAGACUGAAAAAACGCUCAGCCGAAAAGAUGCAGACACUUCUAACAGUAGAGGGAGACACUUUGAUCGUUGUUAACAUUGCAGCUGGGAUACAAAAUUCAUGUCGUUUUUCCAGUAGAAAAAAAAAGAAAUUCUCCAAAAGUCAAAAGCUUCAUGUGUGGAUUUUUUUUUUCUUUCCCUCAGGCAAUUUACAAAGACAUUCUGCAGAGGUCUAAGGAUUCGUACGUUUCUUGGUGACACUUAUCCUGUUGGAGACAUCAGUUUGUCCCAGCGGCAGAUAUUACCAGUGAAACAGUUGGACUAAACAACAGAUGCACUUUUUUUUUUCCAACUUUAGUAGCAAAGCUUUUUUGCAGCAACACAGAAAAGGGAGAAACUAAUUCUUGCUAAAACAAUGACGACUCUGUGUUUUUGUGUUACAGAAAUUUAUCCAGAAUUUAUUUUCAGCUGGUCGACUGAAAACUUUUGGAAAGGCAUUUAUUGUAUCUAGCUAUUGUGAUAGGACAAAAUAAAGCUGGUCUUUAUUGGUG